UUUUGAAAUUGCCGCCAUAGUAGCAUAGUGAUAUUUGUCGGUUCUAUGUAUAAAAGCUAACCUAAAAAAAGGAAAUCAAUGCAACGAUGAGGUGUGUCAUCAACGCAAAUAGAUUAGUUUUUUGCAUAAACUGAAAUUAUUGAAAAUUAUUGGUGGUUUUACGUUGGAAAGAAGAUUAUCGAAUCUAUAAAGGAUUUCGUGAUUCAACAAAGAAUACUUGUUAAAUUAUGAAGUAACAGAGAACAUUAAAUGAAAAAAUAGCAAACAACUUCGAACGUUAAUUUUCACGUCAACCAGACGAAAACAGUUUGAAUAUGAUACUUGAGACGGUUAGGAUUUGCAGUAAGGAACAGAAAAUAAUCGUUGGUCGUGGAUGUGUUCAAAACGUCGAUCAACAAAAUUUCUACGCGAUGUGUCGGACUAAAAUUUGCAAUCCAGAUUAAAUAGAAUGCUGCAAUUACAUAGAGCGGAAACAGCUCUUGAAUUGGAACGAUUGACCGAAUAAACGAGAAUAACAUAUCGGUACAACGAUGCAAAAUUGUUGUGAUGAUGGCGAUAACGACGUCAUCUAUAAGGAUGUGGUCAUUAUAGGAAACGGGCCUAGUGGAAUAUGCCUUUCUUUCAUGCUUGCUGGAAAUUGGCCUUAUUAUACCGGUGAACCACAUCCUGCGGAUGAAAUGCUCACAGCCAGAUUACACUCGAGCACGAGAUCCGGAAAUGAUGAGGAGGAAUGUUGCGAUAAGACGAGUCAAGAACAACAACAAUUAGGGAAUGAAUCGAGAUGCCAUCGAUGGCACGAGAGUGAGAAUACCAAGUUGAGAAAAUGCCAGGGAAACAGCGGAGGAAGGGGCUUGGCGAGCAGUACACGUUGCAAAUUGGAAUGCCUUUCUUCCGGACUGGAAGGUAGAGUCGGUGGUCGACCUUUGGCCCUUCUUAUGGACCAACUUCAACAUCCCUGUGUCGAUGCUGGCCUUGAUGUACCGUCUCUACUUACUUGGAAAUCGGUCGAGCAACAUCCUGAGCAUAAAGUGAUCGAUCACGUUGUGCUCGGUAAAGGUCAACCUGGUGGUUCAUGGCAGUCGAUGGAUCCAAACGUGUUGACCAUCAGCUUGAACCGAUGGAUGUCGUUGCCCGAUUUAGACAUAAGACAAUGGGAGAUGUUGGUCGAGUCCGAAGAACUUCAAAAAGCAAAUUCGACAGAGGGUAAAUCGUCGUGCAUGUACUAUGCCUUUCAAGAGAAACCGAGUGCAUGUAAAACGGCUAGCAGAAUUUCUGUUGGUACGGUGGCUGCCUAUUACAAAGAUUACGUACGGAGGAAAAGGUUGGAGCAGUACUUUCGAUGCGAGACUGUAGUUACUUCAGUGAGACCGUGCUGCGAUUCUCGUCAUCAUCAUCAUCAACAGCAACAACAACAACAACAACAACAACAAGAUCGUUACGGAUGGAUAGUCGAUGGUUUCGAUAAACAAACCGGGAAACUGUUUCGCUAUCGCUGCAAAAGAGUCGUUCUUGCCACAGGCACGACCGAUUUAUCAAAUCAAUUGGGUAUAGCUGGUGAAGAUUCUCAACUUGAUUGGGUAACGCACGAUCUAAACAAGCUGGAAUCAAGAUUGGAUCAUUUGAUUAGUCAUCAGCAACAUGACUCGAUGGUCGAUUUAAUUUUAGCAAACGAAGUAGAGGAACGACGGCAAUCUAUUGAUCCGGUAUUGGUGAUCGGUUCCGGACUAAGUGCUGCAGAUGCGAUCAUGGCCGUUCGUUUUCAUGGCAUUCCCGUCUUGCAUGCAUUUCGUGACUCGUCCAACGAAUGGAAUAAAUCAAACGACGAGAAAAUACGCACUAUCUAUGAUAGAUUGCAAGGUCUACCCAGCUCGAUGUAUCCCGAAUAUCACAAGGUAUACGAGAUGAUGGCUGAUGGUGGUACUAAUUAUCCUCUAUACAAAGCAUUACCGGGGUAUACGUUGCUCGGACUUACUGCAAAUGAUGCUGAUUUCAUCGAUGGUGCCGGAUUCGAAAAACAUCCGAUGGUUACGCUUGUCGACCCAGACGGAUGCGCACACGCUUUUCGUGUCUCUGCCGUAGCCAUCCUUAUCGAAUUGCAGUAUUGCGAAUCACAUAUUGAACGUUAAGCCACUUCUUCAUAGGUAGGUACUAUUCCAUAGGGUGAAUUUUCUUCAACUUAAUAAAUGUUAGAAGAAAGCGUAUUUUACGAAUUUCUACUAUUCCUUGGUUAACGAAUCGUUUCUAAUUUGUAUAACGUAAGAUUUUUGUAAAACUGAAUAAAUAAUUAUACCACACUCGGAGUUUAUGUAACACAUGUUUGCAUACAUUCACGAGUACGCACAUACCGUGUGAAACAAACGAAGAAUAUGCAAAUACUAUAAUUUAUAUGUAUAAUUAUCUUUAUAAGUAUACAAGUAAAAUAAUUAAUGCAAGUAAGAAAAUUAUUCAAACUCUCGUAACAGUAAUAUUUUUUUAAAAAUUCAAUCUAUAUAUGUAGAUAGAUAUACAUAGAUAUAUAAACGAUAUAGAUAUAAAAUAUAUGUACCGCUCAGUCUGUGAUAAAAAAAAAGUGCAAUAUUCGAGGAAAAUUUAUUUAGUGUUCAUAAGAAUGAAAAUUCAAUAUUGUUAACUAAUGUUAUUAUUUAUCUUAAUGUCUAUUAAACUAUAUCAAAAAAUAUUUAUUUAUGAUAUUUAAGUCAAUGUUGAAUAAUAUAAUAAUCAUAGCAUACAUUCGAUAAAAUAUUCAUUUAUUUUAAAAAAAGGAAAGGAAACAACUGCAAUACACUACACACACAAAAGUAAGUUCACCUUUCAUAUUUCUUCUUCUCUUGUAUACUAUGCAACAUCAGGCCAGACUAGACUACUAAAAUAGUGAAUCAGCCGAAAGGUGACAAUCUGCUGAUUGUCAUUUAUCAUACCUUUUUACAGUUCAUUUUAUUUGUGAACACAUUUGAUUUCCGUUUGUUUCAGCUACUCUUUGUUUUAUUAAAAAUUUACAGCUGUAAUCUCAACGUAAAUAUAUGUUACAGUUAAUUUAAAUUCAAAAUACAAUUAAAAAUUAUGGUUAUUAAUAUUUACAUUUAUAUUAUAUAUAAGUCUUAAGACCCCCCAUCACAUGUAAUAAUGUACACAAUAAACAAUACGGAAUAAAUAACCGGAAAUAAGUCAA
Bombus pascuorum is the source of this 3169-nucleotide messenger RNA. RefSeq names its product oxidative stress-induced growth inhibitor 1-like. The transcript is spliced from 7 exons. The record is from RefSeq and is a predicted model, not a curated record. Lineage: Eukaryota; Metazoa; Arthropoda; Insecta; Hymenoptera; Apidae. The coding region runs from base 531 to 2126 and encodes 531 amino acids.